AUGACUAUCAACUCGUCGGCCAACGGAACUUUCGAUUCCAUCCCUGCUACCGGUAGCCAUGCUCCCACCGGAAGUGCUGCUGUCAAUGCAGGUGCCCGCCCCUCCGAACCCAUUGCCAUUGUUGGUAUCAGCGGCAAGUUCGCAGGGUCGGCCAGCACCCCCGAGAAGCUGUGGAAGAUGCUGGCCGCCGGUGAAGGUGCCUGGUCUCGCAUCCCCGAGGACCGCUUCGACGUGAACUCCUUCUACCACCCAGACAAGGACAGGGCUGGACGCAACCACGCCAUUGGUGGUCACUUCAUUGACGAGGAUGUCGCCCUUUUCGAUGCCGGUUUCUUCAACUUGCCGGCUGAUGUGGCUAGUGCCAUGGACCCUCAACUACGUCUGUUGCUGGAAUCUGUCUAUGAAGCCAUGGAGGAUGCUGGUCUCCCAUUGGAAAAGAUUGCUGGAACCGACACAUCCAUGUACACGGGCUGCUACGGCAAGGAUUACCACGAUCUUCAGAGCCGUGACCCCGAAGCCAUGCCCGCUCCUUUCCUCACGGGUAACGGUACCGCCAUGCUUUCCAACCGUGUUUCCCACUUCUACGAUCUGCAGGGGCCCAGUAUGUCGAUUGAUACUGGUUGCUCGGCUGGUCUCGUCGCUCUUCACCAGGGUUGCCGUAGCAUCCAGUCUGGCGAGUCGGAGAUGUCCAUAGUUGGCGCCAGUACGACCAUCUUGAACCCUGACCUGUACAUUGCUAUGUCCAUGUUGAGCAUGGUUGGUGAAGAGGGCAAGUGUUACGCUUGGGAUGCUCGUGCCCAGGGCUACGGAAGAGGAGAGGGUGUUGCCGCCCUUGUGCUGAAGUCUCUUGAUGCUGCGAUCCGGGAUGGUGACCGCGUUCACGCUGUCAUCAGAGAGACUGGACUGAACCAGGACGGAAAGACUCAGACUAUCACAUCUCCUUCCAUCGACUCGCAGAUCAAGCUGAUCCAGCAGUGCUACCGCAAGGCUGGCCUGAACAUUGCUGAUACUGGUUACGUUGAGGCCCACAUGACAGGUACUCCUACCGGUGAUCUUGCCGAGGCGACUGCCUUGGCGAAGACCUUUGGAAAGAGCCGUCAGCCUAACGAUCCUGUUUACAUCGGCUCGGUGAAGACGAACAUUGGUCACACGGAGCCUGUCAGUGGUCUUGCUGCUGUUAUCAAGACCAUUUGGGCCAUGAAGCACAAGCAAAUUCCACGGAACAUCAACUACGAGACCCCCAACCCCAAGAUCCGCCAGCAGGAGUGGAACCUCACUGUUCCCACUUCCCUUACCCCGUGGCCCAAGGACAAGGCCCUGCGUGCUUCCAUCAACAACUUCGGAUAUGGUGGUACCAACGCCCACGUCAUUCUUGAUGGUGCCCCCGAGCAGUUCCUCGGUGUCAGCGGCCGCCAGAUUGAGGAGACCCCAAGGGCACGCGUCCACAUUGUCAGUGCGAAGGAUAAGGUUGCCCUCAAGGGCAUGCUCGCUAACCUCGCUGAGUGGGCCACUGAACACCUCGACGACAGUGCUCUCGGAGACCUGGCCUACACCCUGGCUGAGCGCCGAUCCAGACUCCCAUGGCUGGCAGCUGUGAGCGCUAGCUCCGUCACCGAUCUGGCAGAACGCUUGAAGGAGCCUACCAUCAAGAUGUCUCACGCCACCAAGAAGCCCCGACUUGGCUUUGUCUUCAACGGUCAGGGUGCUCAAUGGCACGCUAUGGGACGUGAGCUGAUUGGAGCUUAUCCUAUCUUUGCCGAGAGCGUCCACAUGGCUGACAAGAUCCUCAAGGGCCACGGUGCGACCUGGUCUCUGUAUGAAGAACUUUUGCGCGAUGCGAAGACUACCCGUGUGUCUGAGGUCAACCUGAGCCAGCCUAUCACGGUCGGUCUCCAGUUGUGCUUGAUCGAUUUGCUCAGAUCAUGGGGUGUCGAACCGUCCGCCAUCACCAGUCACUCCAGUGGUGAAAUUGCCGGUGCUUAUGCGGUUGGUGCUCUGACUUUCUCGGAGGCUCUUGCUGCGGCCUUCUACCGUGGUGAGCUCGCUCUCCGCAACGAAGCUCUCAAGUCUCUUUCUGGUGGUAUGAUGGCAGCUGGUCUUGGCCAGGAAGAAGCAGCGAAAUACAUCGCUAAUACCGACAAUGGUCGCGUUGUUGUGGCUUGUGUCAACUCCCCCGGCAGCGUCACCCUUUCCGGAGAUCUUCCCGCUCUCGAGCAGGUCGAAGCUCGUCUGCAAGCUGAUGGAAUCUUUGCCCGAAGACUCAAGGUUCCGCUCGCAUACCACUCCCACCACAUGCUUUGCUUUGCGCAGGACUACACCGACAGCCUCACCAGGCUGCUGGCCGCUCAACCCAAGGACGGCGAGUGGGUGAACAAGGUCCGCUUCGCAUCCCCGGUCACUGGAAAGGUCGUCACUUCUGCCGAAACUCUGGGUCCCAAGCACUGGGCCGACAACUUGACCAAUGCAGUUCUCUUCAGCCAGUCUUUCGACGCCAUGUGCUUCAAUGAGGAUGGAAAGCGCGAAGUCGAUAUGAUCGUCGAGCUGGGCGCUCACGGCACUCUCGCUGGCCCCAUCCGCCAGAUCCUCAAGGGCCGCGAAGAGAUCCCCUAUGUUUCCUGCCUGCAGAGAGGUGUCAAUGCUGUUGAGACCAUGCAGAAUGUUGCCUGCGAGCUUUUGGGUAAGGGGUACCCCGUUUCCCUUGAGGCUGUCAACUCUCCUCUUGGCGAGAAGCAUCACUUCGUCCACGAUUUGCCCACGUACGCCUGGAACCACUCUACCCGCUACUGGACCGAGCCUAGAGUGAACAAGGAGAUCCGCCACAAGAGAUUCGCUCCCCACGAGCUGCUCGGCAGUCUGAUUCCUGGUGACAACGGUCUCACCCCGACCUGGAGAAACUUCCUCCGCCUCUCUGACGUGUCCUGGUUGAUUGACCACCAGAUUGACGGCUCCGUCGUCCUUCCUGGUGCAGGCUACAUCGCAAUGGCUAUUGAGGCAACUCGUCUUCUUGAUGGACCCACCGAUUCGAUCACUGCCUUCCAGCUGCGUGACAUUGAGAUUACCAAUGCUCUGGCCAUCUCGGAUUCCUCUGCCGGUGUUGAAACCCAGCUUCAGCUCCGUCCCUCUGACAAGGAGGCUGGCUGGUACGACUUCCUCCUGUCUUCUCUGACCGCUGCCGGUACCUGGAUCGUGAACUGCAGGGGUUCCGUCAAGGCCGAAAAGGAUGACAGCGCAAAGGAAGCCUCUCCCGAGUCUGCCCUUCACUCCGAAUCUUUCUUCCACCCCGGUGUCAAGCCCAGCCAUGUGAGCGAGGAUGCUUUGUUUGCCAGCCUGCGCCAGUCUGGCAUCUACCACGGCUCGUCCUUCCGCAAUCUUGGCGAUAUCCAGACUGUGCGGAAGAAGGCAAUCACCGACCUUACCAUCCCCACCGUGGCUUCCGAGGCUCAUGACUAUGUCAUUCACCCGACCACCCUUGACGCCAUUGUCGUGGCUGCCUACACGAACCUGCCCAAGAAGCUCCUCCAAUCUUCCAUGGUCGUUCCCCGUUCCAUGCGCAAGUUGACCAUCCGCAGUGGCCUCAACCGCCACAGCGGCGAGAAACUGCAGGCUUUCACCGAGAACCUGAGUGCGGACAGCCGAGGAUUCAGCUCGAACAUUGCCGUUAUCAACCAGGAUGACGAGCGCUCGCUGCCAGUCUUCGAGCUGGAUGAGUUCUUUGCCCAGGCCGUCCCGCGUGGCGCCGAGAACCCAGAGGCCAACCUUCCCAUGACUUCCAAGCUGCAGUGGGAGCUUGAUAUCUUCACCUCCAAGCCGGAUGCCGCCUUCAAGGACUCUCUCCGCAUCACUCCGACCGACCAGCAGGCGGAGUUCGAGAACAAGCUGCUACGUGCUACCUAUCUUCACAUCGCCGAUGCCGUUCGCGAGAUCGAGAAGACCGGCUACAACAAGACUUCCGAGAAGUGGGAGAAGCACAUCCAGCGUCUGUACGAGUGGCUGAAGGAAGUUGUGAAGCUCGGAGAGAGCGGAAAGCUGGCUCCCCGCAGCAAGACCUGGGCCCGCACCAGCAAGGGUAUGAAGCAGAUGCUUGUGGAUGAGCUGAUUGCCAGCAAGAACGCCUCCGCUUCCCUUACUGUCCGUAUCGGACAACAGCUUGCGAGCAUUAUCCGCGGCGAGGUUGCACCCCAGGAUUUCGCGAAGGAUGGCAACCUGGUGCCGGAGUUCCUGGCUGACUACCCUAAGCUCAAGGAGAGAACUGGCGCACAGCUUGCCCAGGUCAUCGAGCUCUUCGCCGUGAAGCGCCCUGGUGCCAAGGUCUUGGGUCUGGGAGCUGGUCUGGGGGCUGCCGCUACUGAGAGUGUCCUGCAGGCCUUUGCUGCUCGUGCCUCCGACGGCACCCGCUCUCUUCUAGGCCACUACACCUUCACUGCUGCCUCAUCUGACUCCCUCCAGGCUGCCAGCCAGAAGCUCGCUGCUUGGUCUGACUUGAUCGACUUCAAGGCUCUCGACAUUGAGAAGAACCCACUCGAGCAGUCCUUGGAGCGAGGAUAUGAUCUCAUUAUUGCCUCGCAAGCCUUCCAGGGCACUGAGUCUGCGCAAACCGCACUGUCCAAUGUGCAGAAGCUCCUCGCCCCAGGUGGAAAGCUGAUUCUCAUCGAGACCACCAAGGACCGUGCCGACUCGCAGCUUGUUUUCGCCACACUUCCCAGCUUCAAGGAGUCCAAGUCAGUCGAGUCUUGGGAUGCGCUCUUGCGCGAGGCGGGCUUCUCUGGAGUCGAUCUUGAGAUUGGUGAUUCCGAGGAGCCCAGCCUGCAGUCUCUCAGCUUGAUCUUGACUAGCGCCAAGUCAACCAAGUCUUCUUACCCCUCUACCAUCUCGAUCGUCCACCCCGCGACAGUCACCCCUCCUGCUGAGUGGGUUGAUGAGCUCAGCACUGCUAUCCAGGCUCGCACUGGUGUUACUCCCAUCACUGAAAGCCUUGAUGAGCUCGAGGCAUUCGAGGACAAGGCUAUCAUCUUCACAGCGGAACUGGAGCAGCCCUUCGUUCACCACAUUGGAGAGGCUGACUUCGGAAAGCUGCAGAAGCUACUGGUCAACAGCCAGAACCUCCUCUGGCUGAGCGCCGGUGGUGCGAUCGACUCCGAGAUCCCCGUCUAUGGGCAGACUCAGGGUCUUCUCCGUACUGUGCGCCAGGAAGACGCCGGCAAGCGCCUAAUCCAGCUUGACUUCACUGCCGCCACGGACUUGAUCCCCUGGACCAGUGACAAGAUCGGCCACAUUGUGGAUGUCUUUGAGCAGAGCUUCGACUCCAGCCUCACCGCUGCCGACCGUGAGUGCGAGUACUCGGUGAAGAACUCAACCCUCUACAUUUCCCGAGCCUACCCCGAUCUCGAUGUCCAAGAAUCCGCUGAUGCUACGCCUAUCUCCCUUGGCAAGUCUGAUGCAACCUACCUGAUUGUUGGUGGUAUGGGUGGCAUCGGUCGGUCCAUUGUGUCCUGGCUGAUGGAGAACGGAGCUAAGAACCUGCUUGUUGUUUCUCGCAAGGCCGAGGCCAGCCCUGAGGUGCCUGACAUGCAGGCCUCAGCCAAGGCCGAUGGUUGCAACCUCCAAAUCCGCUCCUGCGAUGUCUCCGACGAGCAGGCCCUGGUCAAGUUGCUCAAGGAUACUGCUGAUGUUCUGCCACCUGUUCGUGGUGUGAUCAACGCUGCCAUGGCCCUUGAGGACACGGUGCUUGAGCGUAUGACCUACGACCAAUGGCAAAAGGGUAUCCGGGCCAAGGUCGACAGCAGCAUUAACCUGAACACCCAUCUGCCCAACCUUGACUUCUUCAUCUUCCUCUCUUCGGUUACUGGUGUGGCUGGCCACACUUCCCAGUCCAACUACACUGCAGGUAACACUUUCCAAGAUGCCUUGGCGCGCCACCGUACUCUUCAGGGUGAGCCUGCCAUUGCUCUUAACCUGAGUGCCAUCAAGGGUGCCGGUUGGGUUGCCUCGCAGGGAGCAGAGGGUGAACAAGAGGUGCUCAAGCGUGUGGAACACUUGGGUGCCGUCUCCGCCGAUGUCGAUUUCGUCCUUGAGCUGCUCGAGAAGUCCAUUCGGCAGCCCCGCCCCACUAGCCCCGCUGAUAGCCAAGUCGUCGUGGGUCUGGCCCGGGACGAUGCUAUCCCCGAAGACUCCGUCACUCGUCUCGACCGUCGCUUCGGCACCCUUCGUCUCUCUACCCCUCGCGGAGCUUCUUCCGACGGCGCCGAAGCCUCUGGCAGCGCUGACAGUCUUGCUGUACUCAACCGUGCCCUCGCUGCUGGACCGGUGUCCAAGGCCGAUGCUAUCAAGCUGAUUGUGGAUGUGGUUGCCGGCAAGACGGCCUCCAUCUUCAACAUUGAGCAGGAAGUCAUCGACCCGAGUCUGUCCCUCUCCAAGUAUGGUGUCGACUCUCUGGUCGCAGUCGACCUCCGCAACUACCUUGCCACGAGCCUCAGGGCCAGGGUGUCCAUCUUUGACAUCCUCCAAACCCCGUCUCUGGCGGAGUUCGGCGCCCUGUUGGCAGAGAAGAGCGAGUUGAUUGCCAAAUAG
Messenger RNA from Aspergillus homomorphus CBS 101889, 6567 nucleotides. RefSeq names its product type I polyketide synthase. The transcript is spliced from 3 exons. Gene Ontology annotation, biological process: fatty acid biosynthetic process; secondary metabolite biosynthetic process. NCBI's taxonomy places the organism in Eukaryota, Fungi, Ascomycota, Eurotiomycetes, Eurotiales, Aspergillaceae. The coding region runs from base 1 to 6567 and encodes 2188 amino acids. The record is from RefSeq and is a predicted model, not a curated record. Gene Ontology annotation, molecular function: fatty acid synthase activity; 3-oxoacyl-[acyl-carrier-protein] synthase activity; phosphopantetheine binding.